Messenger RNA from Symbiodinium sp. CCMP2456, 1338 nucleotides. The record is from the annotation of a GenBank genome assembly. Lineage: Eukaryota; Dinophyceae; Suessiales; Symbiodiniaceae.
AUGGUGGAUUCCGCGCUCACACUGCCAUGUGGCGUGUGCCUGCCGAAUCGCCUGGCGAAAGCAGCGACGUCCGAGCAUUUGGGAAACCCAAGGACCGGCGAACCGACGAACGAGCUGAUCGAGCUCUACCGGAAGUGGGCCGCUGGCGGGGCUGGGCUCAUCAUAACGGGGAAUGUCAUGGUGGACAGUGCCUAUUUAGAGGGCCCCUGCAACGUCGUCGCGAGUGAGGAGCAUCCGACCUUGCUUUGGAAGGAAUGGGGCAGCGCAAGCACAACCCCGGCUGCGGGUAGCUCUGCACCGGUGGCCAUUGUGCAGCUCUCGCACCCCGGGCGGCAGUGUCCACUGUCCGUGAGCUGGCAAAGGCCCGCCGCCCCAUCCGAGGUCUCAUUCAAGCUGCCGGGCGUUGGCCUCCAGCUUUUCCGGCGCCCACGGGCUUUGACUGAGGAGGAGGUCCGAUCCCUGCCGUCCAAGUUUGCCGCGGCAUCGAAGCGUUGCGUGGCUGCCGGCUUCCACGGUGUGCAGGUACAUGCGGCGCAUGGCUACUUGCUAUCGCAGUUUCUGUCGGCGCACACCAACCGGCGGUCAGACGAUUUCGGCGGCCCCCUGCGCAAUCGCAUGAGGAUUCUCUUGGACAUUGUCGCCGCUGUCCGGAUGGCCAUGGGGCCAGGGAAGCUGCUCUCCGUGAAGGUGAACUGCCAGGACUUCCGUGCCGGUGGUUUCAAGGAGUCCGAGGCACUUGAGCUUCUCGCCGAACUCGCGAAGGCAUCUGUGGAUUUGGUGGAGGUGUCAGGAGGCACGUACGAGCACAUGGCCUGCAUGGGCCAAAGUGAUCAGGACAGAGAAGGCACAUUCCUCGACUUUGCCCGUGCGGUGCGGCAGCGAGUGCCCGGCUUGCCGGUGAUGGCUACGGGUGGCUUUCGUAGUCUGUCCUUUUGCAGCGAGGCCGUAACUUCGGGCGGUUGCGAUGUGGUCGGUCUUUGUCGGCCGCUUUGCCUUCAGCCAGACUUGCCGCAUAGGUGGUUGCAUGGAGAGGAGGUGGAUGCAUCUUCUUACCGUGUGAGGCUCCACGUGCCCUUUUGGAAGAGUCUGCUCAUUCCUGGGCUCAGUUAUUUCUGGCACCAGCGCCAGCUGCAGCGCCUGGGAAGCGACAAGCCCGUCGAGCCCAUCCGAGUGCUCGUUCUCCUGAGGCUUCUUUGCUUUCGGCUGGUGCGUGCCUACAUCUUCGAGCCACGCCGGCUCUCGACCAGCAGCUGCGUUGGUUUGGCUGCUGUGGGUCUCUUCCUGCCGGCUAUUGGAGUGUUGGGGCACCGACACUGGGGCGGCUUGCGCUCCCUGUGA